Momordica charantia (bitter melon) is the source of this 2586-nucleotide messenger RNA. The record is from RefSeq and is a predicted model, not a curated record. Lineage: Eukaryota; Viridiplantae; Streptophyta; Magnoliopsida; Cucurbitales; Cucurbitaceae.
UACCCUUCCCCCCACCAUCCUCAAGCAUGGGCACAUUCUCCUUCCUCUACGUUCUCCUCUCCAUCGUAUCUUUAGCAGAUGCGGGGGGAUGGACAGGAGUGAACUACGGCCGACUUGCCAACAACCUACCCCCGCCUGCCAAAGUAGUUCAGCUCCUAAAAAAUAAUGCAAUCUUACGAGUCAAGAUCUUCGACGCCGAUGCCACCGUCCUCACCGCCCUCGCCAAUAGCGGCAUAUCCGUCACCGUGUGCGUCCCCAACCAGCUCCUCAAAUACGCUGCUGCCAGGCCAUCCUUCAUGGACCAAUGGGUCCAAACCAACAUACGAAAGUUCUACCCGGCCACACUAAUUACUACCAUUGCUGUCGGAAAUGAAGUCUUCGUCGACACCACCAACAUCACACAGUUCCUUGUCCCAGCCAUGAAGAACCUCCACGCUUCCCUUCGUAAGUUCAAACUUACUGACAUCAAGGUCUCGUCCCCGAUUGCUUUUAGUGCUCUCGCAUCCUCCUAUCCAAGUUCAUCCGGCGCCUUCAAACCGGAACUCGUGGAGUCUGUUAUGAAACCCAUGUUGGAGUUCUUUCGCCAGACCGAUUCCUUCCUCAUGUUUAACAUUUACCCCUUUUUUGCGUACUCAGCUAACUCCGAUAAGAUCUCCCUCGACUAUGCUCUCUUUAAUAACAACCCUGGCGUGGUGGAUACUGGUAACAACCUAAAAUACUUUAGCCUUUUUGAGGCUCAAGUCGAUGCCGUUUAUGCAGCUAUGUCUGCGCUCAAAUACGACGACAUUAAGUUGGUGAUUACGGAGACUGGAUGGCCAUCGAAAGGAGAUAAGAAUGAGCUGGGAGCUAGUGUAGCGAAUGCGGCGUCGUAUAAUGGGAAUUUGUUACGCAGAGUUAUGAUGGGAGAAGGGACGCCCUUGAAACCUGGGAGACCACUCAACGUCUUUUUGUUUGCGCUCUUUAACGAGAACCAGAAACCAGGUCCCACAUCCGAGAGGAAUUACGGCCUCUUUUACCCCAACGAACAAAUGGUGUACGAUAUUCCACUCAAUUACGACCAAUUAGUUAAGAAGGGGGAGCUCGUCACUUGGACGCCGGGUGCGAGUACAUUACCAUCAUCGAAGGGUCAAACAUGGUGCGUGGCCAACGAGAAUGCUGGGGCGGAAAAGCUCCAGGCGGGGUUAGAGUAUGCGUGUGGUGAUGGAGGCGCCGAUUGUGGUCCAAUCCAACCAGGUUCUACAUGCUACAAACCUAAUACGAUCCAGGCCCAUGCUUCGUACGCUUUCAACAGCUACUAUCAAAAGAAUGCUCGUGCCGCUGGGUCCUGCGAUUUCAAUGGAGCUGCUUACGUUGUUGAUCAACCUCCCAAGUACGGUAAUUGCGAGUUCCCUACUCAACCCAUCGAUGGAACAUCGCCUGCCAAUGGGACACCGCCCAGUAGUGGGACGCCGCCCAGCAGUGGGACGCCAGUUUGGUGACUGCGUAUUAAGUACGCAGACAAGUGGGACGUGGCAUGGUAAUGGGACACUACCCAAUACUGGGACGUCGUUGCCCAAGGAUCAAACGUGGUGUGUGGCCAACGGGGAAGCUGGGGUGGACAUACUCACAGCAUUGCUAAAGUAUGCGUGUUGGAAGGGAUGGGCCGAUUGUAGUUUGAUCCAACAAGGUUCCUCGUGUUACAAUGAUAAUUCGCUUGUUGCCCAGACUUCGUACGUUUUCAAUGGCUAUUAUCAGAAGAAGGCUCGUGCUGAUGGCUCGUGCGAUCUUGCAGGAGCUGCUUAUAUCACCAGUCAACGUCCCCAGUAUGGUGAAUGCGAAUUCACUACAACAUCCAACAGCACACCAGCACCGGCCAGUGGGGCAUGGUUUUCCCAGGGUCGAACCUGGUGCUUGGCAAGUAAGAAUGCUGGGGAGGAGAUACUCCUAUCAUGGAUUAAAUAUUUAUGUGAAGGGGGAUUGGCCGAUUGCAGACAGAUCCAAGAGGAUGGAUAUUGUUACGAUAAAAAUUCGACCAUAACCCACGCUUCGUACGUUUUCAACAGCUAUUAUGAGAAGAAGGGUCAUGCCCCUGGCACAUGUGAUUUUGGAGGAGCGGCUUACAUUAUCACUCAACCUCCCCAAUAUGGAGAAUGCCAAUUUACUCCAGGGAUGCUACCCAGUAAUGAAACAACAUGGUGCGUGGCUAAAAAAAAUCCUGAAGGUGCUGAUGAGUGGAAGAUUCAGAAAGGGCUGAAGUUCGCAUGUGGGGAAGGAAAGGCCGAUUGUGCUCCUAUCCAGCAGGGUGGUAUGUGUUACAAUCCUAAUACGCUCGAGGCCCACGCUUCCUAUGCUUUUAACAGCUACUACCAGAUGAGGGCUCGUGAUGCUAGUGCAUGCAAUUUCAAUGGAGUUGGUCAAAUCGUCAACGAAGCUCCUCAGUAUGGAGAAUGCGAAUUCCCUACAUAUUAUACUACAGGCAGCUAAAGAUAAUAGUCUCGAGAACAAACAUUUUAUUUAUAUUCAAGGAUAUGACUUACUUUUUAUUUGGAUGUAAUGGGUACAAAUCUUUCUCUUAUUAAUUCUAAUAUAUUAUUAUUACAUUAUUUA